AGGCUGCUUCCUGUCUCCACCCGUGAGCAGCCAUGAUGCAGGAAGGGCUGGACGACGGACCCGACUUCCUCUCCGAAGAGGACCGGGGACCGCGGGCGGUCAACGUAGAUCUGCAGACGGACGCAACGCUGCAGGUCGACAUCUCCGACGCUCUCAGUGAGAGAGAUAAGGUCAAGUUCACCGUCCACACCAAGAGCACGCUGCCAAACUUCAAGCAGAACGAGUUCUCGGUGGUUCGACAGCACGAAGAAUUCAUCUGGCUGCACGACUCGUUCGUGGAGAACGAAGAAUACGCCGGAUACAUCAUCCCCCCCGCCCCCCCCAGACCAGACUUUGAUGCAUCCAGAGAGAAACUGCAGAAGCUCGGAGAAGGAGAAGGAUCCAUGACCAAGGAGGAGUUCACUAAGAUGAAGCAGGAGCUGGAGGCAGAAUACCUCGCCAUCUUUAAGAAGACCGUCGCCAUGCACGAGGUUUUCCUCUGCCGUGUGGCGGCUCAUCCCGUCCUCAGGAAAGACCUCAACUUCCACGUCUUCCUCGAGUACAACCAGGACCUGAGCGUACGAGGGAAGAACAAGAAGGAGAAGCUGGAGGAUUUCUUUAAGAACGUGGUGAAGUCAGCGGACGGCGUCCUGGUGGCCGGAGUGAAGGACGUCGACGAUUUCUUCGAGCACGAGAAAACGUUCCUGUUAGAAUAUCACAACAGAGUGAAAGACGCUUCGGCCAAAUCUGACAGAAUGAUCCGCUCGCACAAAAACGCAGCAGACGACAUCAACAGAAUCGCCUCGUCUCUCUACACGUUAGGAACGCAGGACUCCACAGACCUCUGCAAGUUCUUCCUGAAGGUGUCGGAGCUGUUUGAGAAGACGAGGAAAAUCGAAGCUCGAGUCGCAGCAGACGAAGACCUGAAGCUCGCCGACCUGCUGAAGUAUUACCUGAGAGAGUCGCAGGCUGCAAAGGACCUGCUAUACCGGAGGAGCCGGUCUCUGGUGGACUACGAGAACGCUAACAAGGCUCUGGAUAAAGCUCGGGCCAAAAACAGAGACGUGCUGCAGGCCGAGACCAGCCAGCAGCUCUGCUGCCACAAGUUCGAGAAGAUCUCCGAGUCCGCCAAGCAAGAGCUCGUCGACUUCAAGACGAGACGAGUGGCGGCGUUCAGGAAGAACCUGGUGGAGCUAGCGGAGCUGGAGCUGAAACACGCCAAGGGGAACCUCCAGCUGCUGCAGAGCUGUCUGGGCGUGCUCAAAGGAAACACUUAACUGUGGAGCCCCGCCCACCUCCAACUGGACACGCCCACCCCCGAUGGACACGCCCACCUCUCGCUGGACACGCCCACCGCCGGCGGCGCCAGGACCGAUGGACGAACGACACCGAGACCUGUGGACCAGCAGAGAGAACGAAGGGUUAAAAACAGGAAGUCGCUAACCCGACACCCCCCCCCUCUUCUUCCUCUCCACCCUCCUCUUCCUCUUCACCCUCUUCUUCCUCGCCCCCAUCCCACUCAUUUACUGGUUCUACUGGUUCUACUGGUCCAGCAGAGGACCUUCAUUUGAAGCUAUUUUUCUUUUAAACUGACAGUCACACAGUUCCAGUUAGUCCAGUUAUUUACCUCCACUGGUUCCAGUUGGUCUCUGCUGGUCCCAGCUGGUCCCAGUUGGUCUCUGCUGGUCCCAGUUGGUCCCAGUUGGUCUCUGCUGGUCCCAGUUGGUCCCAGUUGGUCUCUGCUGGUCCCAGUUGGUCCCAGUUGGUCUCUGCUGGUCCCAGUUGGUCUCUGCUGGUCCCAGUUGGUCCCAGUUGGUCUCUGCUGGUCCCAGUUGGUCCCAGUUGGUCUCAGUUGGUCCCAGUUGGUCUCUGCUGGUUUCCACACUGUAAAAAACAAAACAAAAGCUCCAUGAGUCAGGAGUUUUAUUUUGGAAAAUCAGCUUGUUUCAAGAAUAAGUGUCAUGUUAAGUUUUAUUUUGUAGUGCAGCUUUCAGCAGGAACUUCCUCCUCAGCAGGUUGAGUUCCUGUCAAAAUAAAAGUAAAAUGUUUAAAUCUUUUUAAUGAAGAGAAUUAUUGAAAUGAGUAAAAAAAAAAACCCUUUCUGACACUUGGAGAUGUUUUUUUUUUUUUUUUACAGUCAGCUGACACUCGUCCGUCCGUCCCUCCUCUUCCUCCUCCUCUUCCUCCUCCUCCUCCUCCUCUUCCUCCUCCUCCUCUUCCUCUUCCUCUUCCUCCUCCUCCUCUUCCCCCUCCUCUUCCUCUUCCUCCUCUUCCUCCUCCUCCUCCUCUUCCUCCUCUUCUUCUCCUGCUUCCUGUCGUCAAUUCAUGCAUCCGGGGUCGUUUUAUUGUGUCGGUGAACUUCCUGUUCCUGUCUCUUCAGUCCGGCUCUCAGUUAUCGUUCUUAUUACAAAAAAAAAAAAAAAGUUAAAAAAAAAGAAGUAAUGUCACUAAAUGAUAAUAAUAAAAAAAGCCUUGUACAUGUUUGUAAUAGUUAACUAAUGAACGCUAAUCAUCUUCAUCAUCAUCUUCAUCAUCACUAACGUAGCUUCUUUUAUUUUCUUAGUGUUUUGGGUUUCCUGUCGUUCCAGACGGAGCUUCAGUCUGUUUGCCUUAAACGUCGAUCGAUCCUCGUUGAUUCAUUGUAAAGAAAAAAAAGUUUAAAUAAUGAAUGAAAACUGUUUUUUUUUUCUUUUUGUGUUUUUUUUUGUUUGUUUUUAAAGUGAAACCUGUAUACGAAUGUUUUUUCACUCUUAUGUGACCAAAGCUUCAACGAUUCAACGAUGGACACAAUAAAAACCAGUAGAGUUAAAAUAAAGAAAUAAAGAAAUAAUUAAACACACAGAUGAUUAUUAAUCUCACAACAUCUUUUUAGUUGUUUUGAACUCAGCAGGUCUGUAAUAAUAAUAAUAAUAAAUAUUAAUAUUAAUAAUAAUAAUAAUCCACCCUGGUCAAAAUGAGACUGAAUAAAACUUUACGGACACUUUUCU
Messenger RNA from Scomber scombrus (Atlantic mackerel), 2966 nucleotides. It is a transcript of the gene snx6, whose product is annotated as sorting nexin 6. The transcript is spliced from 14 exons. Gene Ontology annotation, molecular function: phosphatidylinositol binding. Gene Ontology annotation, cellular component: endosome. The record is from RefSeq and is a predicted model, not a curated record. Lineage: Eukaryota; Metazoa; Chordata; Actinopteri; Scombriformes; Scombridae. The coding region runs from base 33 to 1256 and encodes 407 amino acids.